AUGCCCGGCGCCGUCGAAUCUCCUGCCGCCGCCAUCCUCAACCACUCUGCCACGCCCUACAACUUCCGCUUCUCGCCAUUUCUUCGACAAACGUAUCAGGUCGGCCUGUCUCCCGACCGGCCUAUAUGCAAAGCUUUCCAGUCGGGCCACUGCCCCAACGGCACACGAUGUCCUGAACGGCACGUCUCUGAUUCUAAGACGUCACAGCCGAGUGGUGGUCUCAACUCGCUCGUGUGUAAACAUUGGCUGCGUGGCUUGUGCAAGAAGGGCGAGCAUUGCGAGUUCCUCCACGAGUACAAUCUUCGAAAGAUGCCUGAGUGUAAUUUCUUUAUGCGAAACGGGUAUUGCUCGAACGGUGACGAAUGUCUAUACCUGCACAUCGACCCCCAAAGUCGGCUGCCACCCUGCCCUCACUACGAUAUGGGGUUCUGCCCCCUCGGACCCAACUGUUCAAAGAAGCACGUGCGUAGGAAGCUCUGUGUUUUCUACUUGGCGGGGUUCUGUCCCGAUGGACCUGAAUGCAAGGAAGGCGCCCACCCCAAGUGGUCAAAGGAUCUGGAGAAGCCAACCCUCAAGUCAGAGGAGAAGAAAGAAGACGACAUUCGGAUGGAUCCUGCGCAGGAUGAUAUGGACAGGUCACGCGACCAACAGAGAGAUAGAGAUCGGGAUGAUGGGGGCAGAUAUAGAGGAGGCCAUGGUGGUCAUGGUGGCCGAGGCAAAUGGCGAGGAAGAGGCCGUUACCGUGGAAGAGGUCACUAA
Molecule: messenger RNA, 759 nt
Organism: Fusarium musae
Lineage: Eukaryota; Fungi; Ascomycota; Sordariomycetes; Hypocreales; Nectriaceae
Gene: YTH1
Product: RNA-binding component of cleavage and polyadenylation factor
Exons: 1
Coding region: 1-759 (252 amino acids)
Molecular function (GO): RNA binding; metal ion binding
Source: RefSeq, a predicted model, not a curated record